Molecule: messenger RNA, 1980 nt
Organism: Acanthosepion pharaonis
Lineage: Eukaryota; Metazoa; Mollusca; Cephalopoda; Sepiida; Sepiidae
Source: the annotation of a GenBank genome assembly
AUGCAUCGAUCUAUAGGUGAUUUCUCUUCAUUUUCUGGUCUUUGUCUUUACAUACCUUUUUUUUUUUUCUUCUUCUUCCUACGACAUACCUGCUUUAGUCUUUCUUUUCUUUCCACAACAUUUUUAAUAUUCUUUAUUUCUUGCCUUUAUUUCUUGCCUUUAUUUCUUGCCUUUAUUUCUUGCCUUUAUUUCUUGCCUUUAUUUCUUGCCUUUAUUUCUUGCCUUUAUUUCUUGCCUUUAUUUCUUGCCUUUAUUUCUUGCCUUUAUUUCUUGCCUUUAUUUCUUGCCUUUAUUUCUUGCCUUUAUUUCUUGCCUUUAUUUCUUGCCUUUAUUUCUUGCCUUUAUUUCUUGCCUUUAUUUCUUGCCUUUAUUUCUUGCCUUUAUUUCUUGCCUUUAUUUCUUGCCUUUAUUUCUUGCCUUUAUUUCUUGCCUUUAUUUCUUGCCUUUAUUUCUUGCCUUUAUUUCUUGCCUUUAUUUCUUGCCUUUAUUUCUUGCCUUUAUUUCUUGCCUUUAUUUCUUGCCUUUAUUUCUUGCCUUUAUUUCUUGCCUUUAUUUCUUGCCUUUAUUUCUUGCCUUUAUUUCUUGCCUUUAUUUCUUGCCUUUAUUUCUUGCCUUUAUUUCUUGCCUUUAUUUCUUGCCUUUAUUUCUUGCCUUUAUUUCUUGCCUUUAUUUCUUGCCUUUAUUUCUUGCCUUUAUUUCUUGCCUUUAUUUCUUGCCUUUAUUUCUUGCCUUUAUUUCUUGCCUUUAUUUCUUGCCUUUAUUUCUUGCCUUUAUUUCUUGCCUUUAUUUCUUGCCUUUAUUUCUUGCCUUUAUUUCUUGCCUUUAUUUCUUGCCUUUAUUUCUUGCCUUUAUUUCUUGCCUUUAUUUCUUGCCUUUAUUUCUUGCCUUUAUUUCUUGCCUUUAUUUCUUGCCUUUAUUUCUUGCCUUUAUUUCUUGCCUUUAUUUCUUGCCUUUAUUUCUUGCCUUUAUUUCUUGCCUUUAUUUCUUGCCUUUAUUUCUUGCCUUUAUUUCUUGCCUUUAUUUCUUGCCUUUAUUUCUUGCCUUUAUUUCUUGCCUUUAUUUCUUGCCUUUAUUUCUUGCCUUUAUUUCUUGCCUUUAUUUCUUGCCUUUAUUUCUUGCCUUUAUUUCUUGCCUUUAUUUCUUGCCUUUAUUUCUUGCCUUUAUUUCUUGCCUUUAUUUCUUGCCUUUAUUUCUUGCCUUUAUUUCUUGCCUUUAUUUCUUGCCUUUAUUUUUGCUUUAUUUCUUGCCUUUAUUUCUUGCCUUUAUUUCUUGCCUUUAUUUCUUGCCUUUUUUUCUUGCCUUUAUUUCUUGCCUUUAUUUCUUGCCUUUAUUUCUUUUUCUUUAUUUCUUGCCUUUAUUUCUUGCCUUUAUUUCUUGCCUUUAUUUCUUGCCUUUAUUUCUUCAUUUUAUUUCUUGCCUUUAUUUCUUGCCUUUAUUUCUUGCCUUUUAUUUCUUGCCUUUAUUUUUUGCCUUUUUUUCUUGCCUUUUAUUUCUUGCCUUUAUUUUUUUUUUUUAUUUCUUGCCUUUAUUUUUUGCCUUUUUUUCUUGCCUUUUUUCUUGCCUUUAUUUCUUUUUUUUUUAUUUCUUGCCUUUAUUUCUUUUAGCCUUUAUUUCUUGCCUUUUUUCUUGCCUUUUUUCUUGCCUUUAUUUCUUGUUUUAUUUCUUGCCUUUAUUUUUGCCUUUAUUUCUUUCAUUUUCUUUCUUGCCUUUUUUUUUUUUCUUUAUUUCUUGCCUUUAUUUCUUGCCUUUAUUUCUUGCCUUUAUUUCUUGCCUUUAUUUCUUGCCUUUAUUUCUUGCCUUUAUUUCUUGCCUUUAUUUUUUGCCUUUUAUUUCUUGCCUUUAUUUUUUUGCCUUUAUUUCUUGCCUUUAUUUCUUGCCUUUUUUUCUUGCCUUUUUUUCUUGCCUUUAUUUCUUGCCUUUAUUUUUGCCUUUAUUUCUUGCCUUUAUUUCUUGCCUUUUUUCUUCUUUUAUUUCUUUUGA